This is a messenger RNA of Oppia nitens, 1823 nucleotides long. Its product is annotated as membrane-associated tyrosine- and threonine-specific cdc2-inhibitory kinase-like. NCBI's taxonomy places the organism in Eukaryota, Metazoa, Arthropoda, Arachnida, Sarcoptiformes, Oppiidae. Gene Ontology annotation, molecular function: ATP binding; protein serine/threonine kinase activity. The record is from RefSeq and is a predicted model, not a curated record. Bases 64 to 1812 code for a protein of 582 amino acids. Gene Ontology annotation, cellular component: cytoplasm; nucleus. Gene Ontology annotation, biological process: protein phosphorylation; mitotic DNA damage checkpoint signaling. The transcript has a single exon.
UUUUUUACUGAAAAAAAAUAUUCAAUCAUCAAUUGAUCGGAUCUAAACCAAAUAUCUUCGUCAAUGACAUCCAAUCGUAGUGGUGGUGGUGGUGGUGGUGGUGGUCGUCGUCGUCGUAGUCGUCGUCGUCAACGGCAAUUAAAUAGGAGAGCACAGAAAGCCGAGUUCUGGCCACAUGUCGUGGAUCCACAAUAUCGGGAUCACGUCAUGAAAGAACAACAAGGAAUGGCUAACUAUAGGGACGACUUUGACGAGAAUGUACAUCCAAUACCAUAUGGUAUGGCACCGGGCAAUAGGUUCAGUGAUCUGUACGAAUAUGACGACACUACUCAACAAUACAAACGCAAAAAAGGUCGACCCAAUAAACCGGAAUUGCGACCAAUACAGGGACCGGCCAAUUGGGAUCAAUUGUAUCCAACCGAUGAUGAUCAAGACUAUUCGCAAACGAAUCCAACUUCCAGUGCGUCGGGUUUGGCUCCAGAGGACCGAAGUCAGGAGAAGGCAUCCAAUAGUCAAAGUAGACGUCCUAUUGAGCGGCAGUUAAGUGAUAGAGCAUUGAAUGCUAAUUUUUGUCCACAUGUUGUGGAUCCACAAUAUCGGGAUCACAUCGUGAAAGUACACCAAGGAUUAGCUGACUAUAGUAAUGACUUUGACAAGAAUGUAAUUCAGGCACCAUUUGGUACGGCAGCGGGUAAUACGUUCAGUGAUCUGUACGAAUGGGACGAUACUAUUCAACAAUAUAAACGUAAAAAAGGUCGAAUCAAAAUUCCGAAGUGGCGACCAAUUCAGGGACCGGCAAAUUGGGAUCAGUUGUGGCCAACCUAUGAUGAUAUCGGUCAAGACUAUCUGAGACCGGAUCCAACUCCCAAUGCAUCGAAUGUGCCGCGACCUCUACAUAGAGAUCAGUUGAACUAUUUGAAGAAAUCGGGCGAAGCGUACGAUAAAUUAAAAUUUAUAAAAAUGUUGGGCGAAGGAGGUUUCGGAUCGGUCUGGGAGGUCAAAGCUCGCCAUUGGGAUGACAGUAAAAAACAAUACAAAAAUGUACGGUUGGCCGUUAAGAUAUUGCGAUUGGAUUCGUCAACAGGCAAUAGACUAACAUACGAUAUGCAUUAUCUUUUGCUCGACAUGUAUCAGCUUCGAUACCUCAAACAUCCAUACAUAGUGAAGUUCUACGACAUUAUUGGUAUUCCCGAUCAAGUGACCGGUUUUCCUUAUGCCCGGUGCCUAAUAUUGAUGGAACUGUGCAAAGGCGACGUUCAUACUAUGCUUGAAGAACAGCCGGAUGAACGCAUUGAUGAACACCACACUCGCCAUUUGAUGUACUGUAUGGCCAGUGCCGUACAGUAUAUGCACAGGCAACGGGUGGUCCACUUUGAUAUCAAACCGUUGAACAUUUUUUUGCAUCCACUGAGCAGUACCUACAAAUUAGGUGAUUUUGGACUGGCCGUUAGCUACGCGGACAAUGUACCCAUGGAGACCGAUAGCAAUUCAGGUACACCAUUCUAUCAGGCACCGGAAUUAAUGGAUUAUAUGCCCGAUCCAGUGGAGAGCCCUCCGUGCGAUGUCUUCUCAUUGGGCAUGACUUUUAUGCAAUGUCUUUUUGGUUACGAACAUAUCGUAGAGGGAAUGACUGAGUUGACGCCAGAUAUAUAUGUCUAUCAAAUCUCGUUACUCAAUACACCCGAUUGUUUAUUAUCUAAUCCGCCGACACUGAGCGCCGAAGCCAUCAAUCUAUUGCUGGCAAUGACUGAACUUAAUCCAUCCGACAGAUUUACCAUUGAUCAGGUAGUAAAUGAUGUUUGGUUACAAUAAUCAAACAAAUU